Chroicocephalus ridibundus (black-headed gull) is the source of this 1690-nucleotide messenger RNA. Its product is annotated as cytochrome P450 2C20-like. Gene Ontology annotation, cellular component: cytoplasm; intracellular membrane-bounded organelle. Gene Ontology annotation, molecular function: heme binding; iron ion binding; oxidoreductase activity, acting on paired donors, with incorporation or reduction of molecular oxygen, reduced flavin or flavoprotein as one donor, and incorporation of one atom of oxygen. The transcript is spliced from 8 exons. The coding region runs from base 180 to 1667 and encodes 495 amino acids. Gene Ontology annotation, biological process: xenobiotic metabolic process. NCBI's taxonomy places the organism in Eukaryota, Metazoa, Chordata, Aves, Charadriiformes, Laridae. The record is from RefSeq and is a predicted model, not a curated record.
GGGCGGGGGGAGGUGGCGACGAGGGGCCGAAGGUCGGGGGGGAGGGGACAGGCCAGGGUGGCCCCGGGGCCAGCGGGUCCCCUCGUCCCCAAGCCCCCGAGGCGGGUGUCGCCCUCCCGGGACCUUCCCCGAGGCGUCCCCCGGUGCGUGUCCCCGUGUCCCCCCCCCCCGCCGCCGCCAUGGAGCCGCUGGGGACCGUCGCCGUGGCGCUGCUGCUGGUGCUGGUGGCCACGGGGCUGGUGGCCCGGUGGCAGAAGGGCCAGAGGGAGCGGGGCCACCCCCCGGGCCCCCCCGCGCUGCCGCUGCUCGGGAACCUGCUGCAGCUGCGGGCGGCCGACACCUGCCGGGUCUUCCGCGAGCUGAGCGAGACGUACGGGCCCGUCUUCUCCCUGCGCCUGGGCUCGACGCCGGCCGUGGUGGUCCUGGGCUACGAGCUGCUGCGGGAGGUGCUGGUGACGCGGGGCGAGGAGUUCGCCCGCCGCGGCCGCUUCCCCCUGGCCGAGAAGAGCAGCGGCGACCGGGGCAUCUUCAUGAGCAGCGGCGAGAGGUGGGCGCAGACGCGGCGCUUCGCCCUCUCCACCCUGCGGGAUCUGGGGCUGGGCAGGAGGGGGCUGGAGGAGCAGAUCCAGGAGGAGACGGAGCUGCUGCUGGAGGAGCUGCGGAGGACCAAGGGGCAGCCCUUCAACCCGGCGCUGCUGCUGAGCGCGGCCGUGGGCAACGCCAUCUGCCGCAUCCUCCUGGGCCGGCGCUUCGCCUACGGGGACGCCGAGUACCGGCAGGUCCUGCAGCGCAUGGCCCAGAACUUCCACCUGGAGAGCUCCAGCGCCGGCCAGCUCUACAACCUCCUGCCCGGGCUGAUGGAGCUGCUGCCGGGUCCCCACCAGACCUUCUUCCGCAACAACGCCUUCAUCCAGGACUUCCUGGCCAGGAAGGUGGCGGAGCACGAGGCCACCCUGCACUUGGUGGAGGAGCCCCGGGACUUCGUGGACGCCUUCCUGCGCAGGAUGGAGCAGGAGAAGGGGACGGCGGGGACGGCCUUCGGGAGGGACAACCUUCAUCCCACCCUCUUCGACCUCUUCAUCGCCGGCACCGAGAGCACCAGCAUCACCCUCCGUUACUGCCUCCUCCUGCUGCUGGAGCACCCCGAGGUGGCAGGGAAGGUGGGGCAGGAGCUGGAGCGGGUGGUGGGGUGGGAGCGACCCCCGGCGCUGCGGGACAGGGGGGCCAUGCCCUACACCGAGGCCUUCCUCCACGAGGCCCAACGGUACCUGGACCUCGUCCCCCUCGGCUUCAUCCGGACGGUGACGCGCGACACCCCCCUGGGGGGCUACAUCCUCCCCAAGGGCUGCACCAUCUACCCCGUGCUGAGCUCGGCCCUCCGUGACCCCCGUUUCUUCAAAAACCCCGAAACCUUCGACCCCGGCCAUUUUUUGGAUGAAAAAGGGGGGUUCAAGAAAAGCGAAGCCUUUUUGCCCUUCUCCGCAGGGAAGCGCAUGUGCCUGGGGGAGAGCCUGGCGCGGACGCAGCUCUUCCUCUUCCUCACCGCCAUCCUGCAGCGCUUCCAGCUCCGCCGCCCCCCCGGCGCCCCCCCCUUCCGACCUGCGCCCCAAGUCAUCGGCAUCAUGAACAUCCCCCGCCCCUUCGAGGUCUGCUUCUGCCCCCGCUGACACCCCCCAUCCCCCCCCCCUCU